AUGAUCUCACGCUACAAACCGAGUCCGUCAGCCACAAUGUCCUUGGCGUUCUGUGGGAAUGAGAACAACUCGUCUGCCUACAACGUGGACGGAGGUGUGCUGAACAACGGCUGCUUUCUGGACGCCCUCAACGUGGUGCCCCAUGUCUUUCUGCUCUUCAUCACCUUCCCCAUCCUCUUCAUCGGAUGGGGCAGUCAGAGCUCCAAAGUCCACAUCCAUCACAGUACGUGGCUGCACUUCCCCGGUCACAACCUGCGCUGGCUGCUCACCUUCGUCCUCCUCUUCGUCCUUGUCUGUGAGAUCGCAGAGGGAAUUGUGUCUGAUGGCCUCAGUCAGUCCCACCACCUGCACCUGUACAUGCCUUCAGCUCUGGCCUUCAUGGCUGGCAUCACAUCCAUCAUUUAUUAUCACAACAUCGAGACCUCCAACUUCCCCAAGCUACUCAUAGCUCUGCUCAUUUACUGGGUCCUGGCCUUCGUCAUGAAAACCAUCAAAUUUGCCAAAUACACAGAGCACGGGAUCGGCCUGAGACAGCUGCGCUACUGCAUCACCGGGCUGCUGAUGCUGCUGUACGGACUCCUGCUCUCAGUGGAGAUCAACGUCAUCCGGGGAAGACGCUACAUGUGCUUCGCCAACCCCACAGAAGUGAAGCCCCCGGAGGACCUCCAGGACCUGGGGGUGCGAUUCCUGCAGCCGUUCGUGAACCUGUUGUCCAAAGCCACAUACUGGUGGAUGAACACAUUCAUCACAUCCGCUCAUAGACGUCCCAUUGACCUCAAAGUCAUCGGCAAACUGCCCAUCGCCAUGAGAGCGCUCACCAACUACAUCAAGCUACGCAAAGCCUUUGAGGAUCAGAAGAAGCCGCAGGGGACAGCAUCGCAGGGUCCCAAGUGGAUCUGGCAGGCCCUGAGGAAAGCGUUCGGCCGACCAUUGAUCCUCAGCAUCACGUUUCGCUUCCUCGCCGACCUGCUCGGGUUUGCUGGGCCUCUGUGCAUUUCAGGAAUCGUGCAUCACAUCAGUAAAGACAACCGGACGAUACAGCCUCCGAGGAAGCUGCUGGGGAUUUAUUUCAUCUCCUCUAAAGAGUUUCUGGAGAAUGCGUACGUGUUGGCUGUGCUGCUCUUCUUUGCCCUGCUUCUCCAGAGAACAUUUCUUCAAGCCUCGUAUUAUGUGGCCAUAGAGACUGGGAUAAACCUGCGAGGGGCAUUUCAGACGAAAAUCUACAACAAGAUAAUGCGUCUGUGCACCUCCAACAUGUCCAUGGGCGAGCUCACAGUGGCGCAGAUCUGCAACCUGGUCGCCGUGGAUACCAACCAGCUCAUGUGGUUCUUCUUUCUGUGUCCAAACCUGUGGGCCAUGCCAUUUCAGAUCAUGGUGGGAGUGUUCUUGCUCUACUACCUCCUGGGAAUCAGUGCCUUGAUUGGAGCCACUGUCAUCGCUGUGUUGGCCCCUGUGCAGUACUUUGUGGCCACUAAACUGUCUCAAACACAAAAGAGCACCCUGGAAUAUUCCAGUGAACGUCUAAAGAAAACAAAUGAACUUCUGAGAGGGAUAAAGUUGUUGAAGUUGUACGCCUGGGAACGAAUCUUCUGUGACAGCGUGGAGGAGACCCGAGAGAAGGAGCUAACCAGCCUGAAGGCCUUUGCUCUCUACACCUCCAUCUCCAUUUUUAUGAAUGCGGCCAUUCCCAUCGCUGCCGUGCUAACUACGUUCGUGGUCCAUGUGCACAUCUCAGAGGACGCAGAUCUGUCCCCAGCUGUGGCCUUUGCCUCUCUGUCCCUCUUCCACAUCCUGGUGACCCCCCUCUUUCUGCUCUCCACCGUGGUGCGCUCCACUGUCAAGGCUCUGGUGAGUGUUCAGAAACUCAGUGAAUUUUUCUCGAGUGACGAAAUCGGGGACGAACAAGAACCCAGAGCCACGGUGAUGUCCGCAUCCAGCAAUCACAACCAAAACAAGUACCAGGCUUUGUCUAAGUUUUUCUCACAGCCGCUGAAGGUGGUGAACCGGAAGCGUCCGCCGCGAGACGACUGGAACAACUUUGGUUCACCAGGACAAUGUGACGGAGACGGACCCUCGCAAGACACGGACCAGAACACGUGCAUCAAGAUCAUAAGCGGCUACUUCACAUGGACAGAUGGACCCCCAACGCUGUCGAGCAUAGACAUCAAGAUUCCUUUUGGUAAACUGACCAUGAUCGUGGGCCAGGUGGGUUGUGGGAAGUCUUCACUGCUGCUGGCGGCGCUGGGCGAGAUGCAGCGAGUGUCGGGACAAAUAACAUGGAACAGUUUCCCAGACCUUGAAUCCGAGGAGGCUGAGAGUCCCACCGACAGGGAUGCGGCGGGUGAUGGAGAAAUCGGGAAGAGGGGGCCUGUAGCGUACGCCUCCCAGAAACCUUGGCUGUUGAACACUAGUGUGCUGGAAAACAUCACGUUUGAGAUGCCAUUGAUUAAAUCCAGAUACAACGCUGUGAUCGAGGCGUGCUCCCUGCAGCCUGACAUCGACAUCCUUCCUCAGGGAGACCAGACAGAGAUCGGUGAGCGGGGGGUGAUCCUGUCGGGGGGGCAGAAGCAGCGCAUCAGCGUGGCCCGGUCCCUGUAUCAGACGACCAGCGUAGUGUUUCUGGACGAUCCGUUUUCAGCGCUGGACAUUCACCUGAGUGACCACCUGAUGCAGGAGGGGAUCCUGAAGAUGCUCCGAGACGAGAAGAGGACAGUGGUGCUGGUCACUCACAAGCUUCAGUACCUUCCUCAUGCCGACUGGAUCAUUGCGAUGAAAGAUGGCACCAUUCAAACCGAGGGCACUUUGAAAGACAUCCAAAACUCAGAGCCAGAAUUGUUCGAGCAGUGGAAGUCGCUGAUGCACAGAAAGGACCAGGAUUUCGAGAAGGAGACUGUUGCAGAGAGCGUGACGGACCUGGAGAGGAAGAACCUGCGCAGAGCCAUGUAUUCAAGAGAAUCCGUGAGGACAGAGGAGGAGGACGAAGCUGCUGCGCUCAUGUUCGAAGGAGCAGAGGAGUCGUUGGAGAGCGAGGACGACGAUAACCUCUCUCUGGUGAUGCGUCAGCGCGCCACCAUCCCCUGGCGCUCCUGUGGCACGUACCUGUCCUCCGCGGGGCCCCUGCUGCUCGGCCUCCUGCUCCUGUCGCAGCUGCUCAAACACUCCCUCAUGGUGGCCAUCGACUACUGGCUGGCUCACUGGACGUCCCGCGUGAUCGCCGCCAAGAUCGAGGCCACGGCUCACAACUGCUCCAUGGUUCAGGGAGGGAUUCUGCUGACGCCGUGGGUUUGA
Knipowitschia caucasica is the source of this 3288-nucleotide messenger RNA. The record is from the annotation of a GenBank genome assembly. Lineage: Eukaryota; Metazoa; Chordata; Actinopteri; Gobiiformes; Gobiidae.